Messenger RNA from Pocillopora damicornis (cauliflower coral), 3312 nucleotides. RefSeq names its product cytochrome P450 3A29. The record is from RefSeq and is a predicted model, not a curated record. Gene Ontology annotation, molecular function: iron ion binding; steroid hydroxylase activity; oxidoreductase activity, acting on paired donors, with incorporation or reduction of molecular oxygen. Lineage: Eukaryota; Metazoa; Cnidaria; Anthozoa; Scleractinia; Pocilloporidae.
UGCAACCUCAGCUAUAUAAACAACAGACCUGUGCAUGACGAGCUUACCGCAGCUGCAUAAUCUUUCGCUACAAGUUACUGCACUUCACACGAAGUAGCACUGAGAAGAUCUAGAAAACGUGAAUAGAGAAGGGAAAUUUCCAAACUUUACCAUAGACAGCGACUCGACCUCGAGAAAAUACUGAUUUAGCUGUAUUUAUUGCAAGUUCAAGCAAACCACAGCAAAGAUGGCGGAUUUUUUGCAAACAAUAAUUCAGUUCGAGAAGGAUCACUGGGUGGCACUCUUAGUUGGGUUCCUGGUUGUAUUGUUUUACUGGUACUGUGUUGCCCCAUUCACUGUGUUCAUGAAACUUGGAAUCAAGGGACCAAGACCACUUCCUUUCUUUGGAAACUCAAUCAGGAACCUUUUUGAUCCAAACAUUCUUCCAAAACUUCAUGUGGAAUGGUACAAGAAGUACGGCAAGGUGUUUGGGAUAUAUUUUUUCCGUCAGCAUAUGCUAAUGGUUGCUGAUCCAGACAUGCUUAAAGAAAUUCUUGUUAAAGAUUUCUCUAAAUUUCAUGACAGAAAGCCCAUUGUAGAGAUUCCAAAGCCUUAUAACAAAAUGUUAACCAUAGCACAAGGUCAGAAGUGGAAGGAUAUUCGCAACACUCUGACACCAACAUUCAGCGCAUCUAAAAUGAAACUGAUGAUGACUUUUAUGAAUCAAGCUUUGGAUACAUUUUUGUUGAAAGCGGAGAAUGCUUCCAAGACUGGAGAGAUUGUAGAUUUCCACAGGUGGCUUCAGAGUCUUACCAUGGAGGUCAUUUUGUCAACUGCAUUUGGAGUCAAAGCAGAAACGCAAACAGUUGAAAAUGAUCCAAUCACUGAACUAGCAAAGAAGGCCAUGGCUCCACACCCUCUUGUUGCAUUAGUGUUGUUAUUACCGUUUGGAGACCGUUUAUUCAAGUAUCUUCCAGACCCUCUUGAUUUUGACAAGAUUGGGUCUGUAGCAGCCGACAUUAUUGCUGAACGGACUAAAGAAAAUGGAAAUCGUAAGGAUCAACGAAAAGACAUGCUCCAAAUGAUGCUGGAUGCAAAAGAAGAAACAGGAGGAGAAAAAAUUGACAAUGAAGACAUUCAAGCCCAAAGUGUCGUAUUCCUUCUCGCUGGAUAUGAAACUUCUAGUACCACCCUGGGGUUUGUUUGUUAUCACCUCGCCCUUGAUACGCACAUGCAAGACAAACUGAGAGACGAGAUUGACCAUAUGUGGCCUGGAGACGAGGCGUCGCCGUCGUAUGAUGUCAUUCAUAAGAUGGAAUACCUCGACAUGGUUAUCAACGAAGCACUCAGAAUGUAUCCGCCAGGAUUUGCAAUCCAGAGGGACUGCAACGAGACUUGCACUAUCAAAGGAGUUACAAUUCCAAACGGAAUGCCAAUCUUGGCUCCGAUUUAUGCCAUUCAUCAUGAUCCAGAGAUUUAUCCGGAUCCCGAAAAGUUUGAUCCAGAGAGAUUCACGGACGCAGAGAAAGCAAAGCGUCAUCCCUACACAUAUUUGCCGUUUGGCCACGGUCCACACAACUGUGUCGGUAUGCGAUUUGCUUUGCUGGAAAUUAAGCUGACUCUGGUAAGGCUGCUGAAGAAGUUCAAGCUGGAACGUACCGAGAAAACAGCGCACAAAAAAGCAGAGGCCAAAUUUAGCCUCUACAACCGAAAAAAAUUAUCGAAUAACGCAAAAUUUUACAGAUUCACAGGAAGUACAAAGAUGGCGGAUGUUCUGCAAGCAGCGUUUCAAUUUGCCAGCGAUCAUUGGAUUACUCUUUUGGUCGGAUUCUCGAUCAUAUUAUAUUAUUGGCAUUGGGUUUCGUACUACACUGUGUUCACGAAACUUGGAAUCACUGGGCCUACACCUCUUCCACUUUUGGGAAAUACGAGACAAACGCUUCUUAAUCCAAAUUUUGCUCCAAAACUUCAUGUAGAGUGGUGUGCAAAGUAUGGCAGGGUGUUUGGAUUGUAUUUGUUCCGGACGCCUUUUCUAAUGGUAGCUGAUCCAGAAAUGAUCAAAGAUAUCCUCGUUAAAGAAUUUCAAAAAUUCCAUGAUCGAAAGCUCAUCGUAAAUUUUCCAAAGCCUUAUGACAGGAUGUUGACCUUAGUACCUGGUCAGAAGUGGAAAGAUAUCCGUACUACUCUGACUCCAACCUUCAGUGCUUCUAAGAUGAAGCAGAUGAUGACAUUUAUGAAUGAAUCCGUGGACACUUUCAUUGAUAAGGUGGACAAAAUUUCAGAAACAGGCGAGAUAGUAGAUUUUCAUAAGUGGCUUCAGAGUCUUACCAUGGAGGUCAUCUUGUCAACAGCAUUUGGAGUGAGAGCAGAAACACAAACUACAGAAAAUGAUCCAAUCACUGAACGAGCAAAGAAAGUCAUGACUCCUAAACCUAUCGUUGGGUUAACAUUGCUACUGCCGUUUGGAGACCGGUUACUAAACUAUCUUAAUGAUCCCUUUGAGUUUGACCCAAUCGGGUCCGUAGCAGCCAAUAUCAUAGCUGAGAGGACAACGGAAAAUAGUUACAGGAAAGCCAAGCGAAGGGACUUACUCCAAAUGAUGCUGGACGCAAAAGAAGAAACCGGCGGACAAAAAAUUGACAAUGAAGAUAUUCAGGCCCAAAGUCUCGUUUUUCUAAUCGCUGGAUAUGAAACUUCCAGUACCACCUUGGGGUUUGUUUUUUAUCACCUCGCUAUUGAUACGCAUGUGCAAGACAAACUGAGAGAUGAGAUUGACCGUAUGUGGCCUGAGGACGAGGCGUCGCCGCCAUACGAUCUGCUUCAUAGGAUGGAAUACCUUGACAUGGUCAUUAAUGAAGCACUCAGAAUGUAUCCCCCAGGAUUUGUACUCCAGAGAGACUGCAACGAAACCUGCACUAUCAAAGGUGUCAAAAUUCCACAAGGAAUGCCGAUCAUGGUUCCAUGUUAUGCUGUUCAUCACGACCCAGAGAUUUAUCCAGAUCCCGAAAAGUUUGAUCCAGAGAGGUUCACAGAAGACGAAAAAGCAAAGCGUCAUCCGUAUGCAUUCAUGCCGUUUGGUCACGGCCCCCGCAACUGUGUCGGCAUGCGAUUUGCUUUGCUGGAAAUUAAGCUGACCCUGGUGAGAUUACUGAGGAAGUAUAAGCUGGAACGGACGGAGAAAACAGCGGUUCCAUUGGAUUACGUUGUUACCUCUACAAUGUCCUGCCCGCAAGGACAAGUAAUGCUGAAAGUUUCACCCAGAGAUUAGAAAACUAAGUGGUGCCUGGACAUCAACCUCAAUUACUUUUACACUGCUUGACAAGUUUAUGUCAG